Molecule: messenger RNA, 2155 nt
Organism: Gossypium raimondii (Peruvian cotton)
Lineage: Eukaryota; Viridiplantae; Streptophyta; Magnoliopsida; Malvales; Malvaceae
Product: scarecrow-like protein 1
Exons: 4
Coding region: 302-1966 (554 amino acids)
Biological process (GO): regulation of DNA-templated transcription
Cellular component (GO): nucleus
Molecular function (GO): DNA-binding transcription factor activity; sequence-specific DNA binding
Source: RefSeq, a predicted model, not a curated record
UUCUUCUACUUGUUCAAAAUGAGGUCAUAGAAUAUUCAUAUCUUCAGAUUCUUGCAUAUGGUAGCUUUUUUUUUUACUCCCGUGCCUUCAGUAACUACGUUAGUCGGAAUCCCAAAACGAAAUUUCAGCUUAAACUCGAAUCACCAAGUUGUGUAUAUGAUGGGAUAGCUUUAAAGUUUAAACCCUUUGCAAUCACCCGUGGAUUUGACUGUACAAAUGAUGGUAUUUGCUGCUUUCACUAAAGUCCUUUCUCAUCUGUCAGGAUUCACUUUGUAAUACGACCAUCCCGAGAGUUGAAACCAUGUCUUUAGUAACAUCCACAGAACCAGCUAUCACAGCAUGUAGAAAUACAAAGCUCUAUUCAGUACAGGGUAGCGGUGACAGUUCUGGCUUGUCCACUCAAAUGUUUGGCUCUGAUAAGCAUAAGCCUAGAUGCAUUACUGAUUCAUACAGCAGUGAGAGCUAUGAAAAGUUGUUUGUUGGCUCUCCUUCGGAAGAGCUUAUGCAUCCAUCUAGUUCUGAUGUUUCAGAAAGUUCAAUUCGCCAGCAGGAUGUCUCUUCUUACCAGCCAAGAGAUUACUUGGAAGUUCAAAGUGCAGAUACAUUAGACGAUGAUACAGAUAAGAUGAAACUGAUGCUUCAAGAACUGGAGAGAGAUCUGCUUGGUGAUAAUGAUGUUGAUGUAGGUGAUAUGUUUGGCACUGGUCUGAACAUGGAAAUAGAUGGUGAAUGGUCCGGUCCUGUCCGGACAGAACCAAUUCAUGAACCACCAAAGGAGUCAUCUUCCUCAGAAUCUAAUCUCAGUAGCAUCAGCAGCAACAAAGAGGCAUCACAUUUUUCAUCUAGGACUCCUAAGCAAAUGCUUAUCGAGUGUGCUGCUGUACUCGCGGAAGGCAACAUUGAAGGAGCUUCAGCCAUAAUAAAUGAGCUUCGCCAGCUGGUGUCGAUUCAUGGAGAUCCUCCUCAGAGAAUCGCAGCCUACAUGGUUGAAGGUCUUGCUGCUCGCGUGGCUGCAUCUGGAAAAUAUCUUUAUAAAGCUUUAAGAUGCAAAGAGCCCCCUUCUUCUGAUAGGCUUGCAGCCAUGCAAAUCCUCUUUGAGGUGUGCCCUUGUUUUAAAUUCGGAUUUAUGGCAGCAAAUGGUGCAAUUAUAGAGGCAUUUAAAGCUGAAAAGAGGGUACAUAUAAUAGAUUUCGAUAUAAAUCAAGGUAGCCAAUAUAUUACACUGAUUCAAUCAAUUGCUAAGUUGCCUGGUAAGCCACCUCACUUGAGGUUAACUGGGGUUGAUGAUCCCGACUCCGUUCAACGUCUUAACGGAGGUCUUCAAAUCAUUGGACUAAGACUCGAGAAGCUAGCUGAAGUACUUGGCGUUUCAUUCGAGUUUCAAGCUGUUGCCUCAAGGACUUCACUUGUCACUCCAUCUAUGUUGGAUUGCCGGCCUGGAGAAGCACUUGUAGUGAACUUCGCAUUUCAGCUGCACCACAUGCCUGAUGAGAGUGUUUCAACAAUAAAUCAGCGAGACCAGCUUCUUCGGAUGGUUAAGAGCUUAAAUCCAAAACUUGUUACUGUCGUUGAGCAAGAUGUGAACACAAACACCUCUCCCUUUUUCCCAAGGUUCAUUGAGGCCUACAGUUACUACUCCACUGUCUUCGAGUCCCUGGACGUUACACUUCCAAGGGAGAGUCAAGACAGGAUGAAUGUUGAAAGGCAGUGCUUGGCACGGGACAUAGUCAACAUUGUCGCUUGUGAGGGAGAGGAAAGAAUAGAGCGGUACGAAGUUGCAGGAAAGUGGAGGGCAAGGAUGACGAUGGCUGGCUUCACUUCUUGUCCAAUGAGUCCAAAUGUGAUCGAUAUGAUCCGGAAGCUAAUCAGGGAGUACUGUGACAGGUACAAGCUGAAGGAGGAUUUAGGAGCACUUCAUUUUGGUUGGGAAGACAAAAGCUUGAUUGUUGCUUCAGCAUGGAGGUAGAAUUAUCAUGUUAAUGUUACCUUUUUCCUGGGUACCUGGCUUAUUUCAGUUAUGUAUGGUCAUUGUAACUAUAAUUUUGUGUAGGAUCCAGAUGCACUUCUUUUGUGCUGAUGUCAAAUCUCAGGGACUAAUAGGGAUUGUUUCUUGUAAUAUAAUAUUGAUCCAUAUAAAAUAUUUGCUCCCAUUUAA